Molecule: messenger RNA, 1586 nt
Organism: Desarmillaria tabescens
Lineage: Eukaryota; Fungi; Basidiomycota; Agaricomycetes; Agaricales; Physalacriaceae
Exons: 6
Coding region: 87-1220 (377 amino acids)
Source: RefSeq, a predicted model, not a curated record
CAACUCUUAGAUGGUGACAGAUAUCGAGGAUCAUAUCGACUCUCUCAUUUCACCUGCUGACCUUGCUUCAGCCUUCACGAAUCACCAUGAAACCAACAAAUAUCUUGGGGGUAUGCGCGCUAUAUAAUGAGGGCAUGUACCAUCCUCCUCUUAAAUACAUCCCACCUCGCUCGACGCUGACACGUCAAUCGUCCUCCUCAAUGGCUUCAGACCUUCCUGCUACUGAAAUAGCAUUCAUAGUUCAAGAACUCGAUACCUCACUCAACGCAAAUAUCCUUGACUCCCUAUUACACGGAGUAUACACGGGCAUUGUCGCUGUUACCCUGUGGAAUAUAUUCAUUGCUAGUCCCCGACCCAACGGAAAGGCCAUAGUCGCUAUUAUCAUAAUACUCCACAUCCUAACCUCCAUCAACCUGGCCUUCCAAUGGUCGUACAUGCGCUCCACGUUGGUCGACAAUGCACAAAACCUUUGGACCAAAUAUCUGAGGAUCUACAAAGCCGGUGACAUAUCCUUUUUGGCAACAGGUAUCACGAGUACUGUCUGUACUAUCCUCGCAGAUUCUACCAUGAUUUGGCGUUGUUGGAUGGUCUGGGGACGGUGCUGGUUGACUACUCUCCUUCCUGCUCUUUGUCUAGUGUCUGCUAUUGUGUUUAAAAUUAUCUUCCUACGCUGCCAGGUCAUAGAUGGAGCCGUCAACGACCUACUCAAUCCGGUGCUUUAUGCGUCCUUCUCGCUAGCCACGACCCUCUGGUGCACACUACUCAUCAUAUACCGUGUCUGGACUGUUGGACGAGCAAGAGAACGAGGACUCGGAGCCUACCGGCACGUCGUUGAAGUCCUAAUCGAGUCAUCAGCUCUCUAUUCCGCGUCUUUGAUCCUAUUUGUCGCCUUCUUCGCUCACAAUGACUGGGCAGCGAAUUACCUUGAUCCCAUAACAGGAAUCGCAAGAGGUGUUGCUCCGACUCUCCUUGUCGGGUGUGUUGCGGCGGGACAUGCUCAUUCUGACGACUCAUGGCAGGGAAGUAUAGUUACGUCGCUCCGUUUUGGGCAUGGUCAGGCUCGGGCGAGUGCUCAAGAAGAUACUCUGAUAAGUAUAAGCCUCUAUGGUGGUGACCUGGAGGAUCAGCCAGAUGGGGAGGGUAACAGCAAAUGUGGAUCCCAAGAGAAUGGCAUGGAAAAGGUCGCUCUGGAUGACAAAGAGGCUGGAGGAAGUAUAUAAUGGUCUGAACAUGUCGCCUUUCAUACAGGGCAUUGAUGACCUCGGUAAACGUCGUCAUUUAUUCCAGCCUUGAGUCUGGGUUUCUCGUUUGUUGGAGUUACCAUAGGGAUGGGUCCAUUUCUCUGUGCUUCAACACUGUAUAACCUUUCUACGUGUUCACCAUUCGAUACCAUCACGGCAUAACUCGAUGACAUUAGUGCAGACUCGCCAGCCAGUUCUCUUGUUUGUCUCUUACUCUAUCCAACGAGAAAUAUGAUUAACACAUCGCAUUUUAUUGGAAAACACGUUGCGAGCUCCAUUAAGCUCCUAGAACCCGGAUCCUUGCUUAUCGGGGCCUCGUUGAUCGACGAGCUGCAAAGACGACUU